UUUGGUCCUCGACCUCGUCUCCGCUCCAGCAACGCCGCCACAGACCUUACCCGGCUAGCCUCCUCCUGGCGGCGGCCGUCUGACCCAGCCGGCGAUGGAGAUGGAGGCGGGCGGCCGAUGCUCGAGGAAGAGGAAGUCCGCCGGGCUGGGCUCGCUCGAGGUGGGGGCGGCUUCAGAAGGGCGCGGUCCGGGACCUACGGCGGGGGACCAGGAGCCGCCGCCGCCGCUGCCCGGAGCUGAAGGAGGCGGCAGCGACCGAAUCAGCGACCUCCCCGACGCCGUCCUCGGGGAAAUCAUCUCCCUCCUCCCCACCAAGGAAGGCGCGCGCACCCAGGUCCUUGCCUCCCGGUGGCGCCGCCUCUGGCGCUCCGCCCCUCUCAACGUCCACUGCACUCCGUACCCAUUCCACGAGGAUGCCCGAGACGCCAUCAUAUCGCGCAUCCUCGCCGCCCACCAGGGCCCCGGCCGCCGCUUCUGCGCGCCCGUGUACCAUCUCCACGGCGACCGAGCCGAAGCCUGGCUCCGGUCUCCCGCCCUGGACAACCUACAGGAGCUUGAGCUGUGCAGCUUCAUGUUUUACUUACCAUUUCCACCGGCAACGCCGCAGCCACUGCCGGCGGCUGCCUUCCGCUUCUCUGACACCCUCCAUGUUGCCACCAUCGGAGAAUGCCACCUUACCGACAGCACCGUCCAAGCGCUUCACUUCCCCAAGCUUCAGAAGCUCGCGCUGAAACGGGUCAGCAUCUCCGAAACCUCACUGCACACCCUGAUUGCUGCUUGCCCUGCUCUGGAGUGCUUGCUGAUUUAUGCUAGCACCGGCUUCCAUUGUGUCCGAAUCAACUCCAGUAGCCUUCGAAGCAUAGGCGUGGAAGGUUUUCGUUAUCAGAAAGGGCUCGAAUUUCCGGAACUUGUUAUUGAGAAUGCCCCUUCUCUAAAAAGCUUGCUCCAACUUGGUUCGUGUGGGUUCCUGCAUAUAUCUGUAAUCUCUGCGCCCAAAUUAGAGACCUUAGGCUACCUUUCUUCUGGUUCUAGUUCCAGGCUCGUGUUUGACUCCGCAGUUAUUCAGGGAUUUCGUGUUGAUAGCUUCACAACAACGGUGCGCACUGUCAAGAUUUUAGCUGUUGAUAUGGAAGCACUUAGUCUGGACGCUGUUAUUGACUUGAUGAGAUGCUUUCCGUGCUUGGAAAAGCUGUACAUUCAGUCGACUGGACCAGGAAAACCCAACCCGUGGCGUCGUAAACACCAGAAUCUUAUAAGAUCUCUCAACAUCCGUCUGAAGACAGUUGUUUGGCGACGUUAUCGGGGCAUCAAGUCACAUGUUGACUUUGCCAAAUUCUUUCUACUAAAUGCUAGAGUGCUAGAGUUAAUGACCAUUGAGGUUGAUGGCAAAGAUUACAAUGCGGCUUUUUUUGCACAACAACGUGAGAUGCUUCAGGUGGAUACCAGGGCCUCAAGAGGAGCACGGCUUCGUUUCACAUCAGAUUGGUCGUAUCACAAUAUCUCCUUGGAUCCUAGUGUCCAUGAUUUGGAUCCAGCUGAUCCCUUUGAAAGGACCCAGCCUCCAAAAGCAGAUACCAACUUUAUGCUUUGUGGUAACUGUUAGUACUUCUCAUGUUUGUAGCUUGGUUAAGUUUUUUGGAACCUUAUGGCAGUUAAACAUGCUAUUCAUGAUGCUAGUUCUGUUGAAACCAACCUGUGCUGAUGGGGACUUAUUUGAUGAGAAAAUGAAGAUAAGGGUACCCGAAUUGGUGGUUCUGAGUUUUGGUGUCACUACAUUUGGUGUAUGAAACUCGUCGGAUCAAGGUAAUACCCGUCAUGCAACAAUCCCCCUUGCCCAAUUGCAUGACCAAGCAGGUUCCCCUGUUUCAUUCGCCGUCAGUGUUAAUUUUGUUGCCUGCUGAUGAUGUAAUUCGCCCUUGUCCGUGGAAUGUAUAAUUUGUCUGUCAAUUUUGUUGCCUGCUGAUGAUGUACUGCCGAGGUUGGAACAUUGUAAACUUGUACGGCAGUGGAGUCAAUUAGUAAGCCAA
Lolium perenne is the source of this 2027-nucleotide messenger RNA. RefSeq names its product putative F-box/FBD/LRR-repeat protein At5g44950. Gene Ontology annotation, molecular function: protein binding. The record is from RefSeq and is a predicted model, not a curated record. NCBI's taxonomy places the organism in Eukaryota, Viridiplantae, Streptophyta, Magnoliopsida, Poales, Poaceae.